CUCCCAUUUUGGUCUGCUCCAGCUGCGUGAGUCGCAUCCACACACACUCCAAAACACAAAAACACGGACUUUGACCGCCUCGGCGCGUCUGUCCACUGUGGUCGGACUUUCUAAAUGACGUCUGUGCAGCGCCUUUGAUUGACAUCCGAUCGCUUGUGAUGUCAUUCCUGCCUACCAUGCAUAGGCCUUAACCUGCGCGUCACACAACAUGUCCGACAAAGACCCCUCGUCACCGACGGGCCCCUCGCCGCCUCUGGCCUCUCCUCCCACCCCGCUUCGGAUCUCCUUCCCCUUCCUGCGGGAGGGAAGCAGGGUUUGGGAGCGAGAGAGGAAGCCCCCACAACCUGGAGGAGAACUGCCCAGCCCACUGCCCACCAAACGCACUCGCACGUAUUCGGCGACAGUACGAGCUAAAUCGGGUCACGUGUUUAAGGGCGUGUGCAAAAACUUCUCCCGCUCGCAAGGCCACGGAUUCAUUCGGCCCGUUCAUGGAGGAGAAGACAUCUAUGUCCACGUCUCAGACAUUGAAGGUGAGUAUGUGCCGAUGGAAGGGGAUGAGGUGACGUACAAGGUGUGCCCCAUCCCGCCCAAGAUGCAGAAGAUCCAGGCGGUGGAGGUAGUGAUAACCCACCUGAAGCCGGGAAGCAAGCACGAGACUUGGUCGGGUCAGCUCAUCAGCUCCUAGAUCUUUGGAGGAGGGUUGGACUGGAAAAAUUUGAGGAUCGGUGAGAGGAGCAUGACAGGUAGAGGUGAAGGUCGAGACGGUGGAGUCGCAGCAGGUAGAAAGAAAAUCACAAUUGAACUGAAUGGAAACACAAUGAAUUCAGUUUCCGUCCCACCCAAAAAAUAUUUUGAUUUUCGAAUGAGGAAGCGAAUUAUUAUAGUCAUAAAAACGCAUUAAUAACAUUAUAAAUAAAAUACAGCAUCAUUUCAAGCAUCAAUGCCCAAUGAUAUUGUACUUUGGCCACCAGGGGGCAGUACAAUACAUUCAUUUCAAUUGUAGGUCUGCUUAAAGUUGAGGUGCCAUUCUGGAACGAUUCAAUGAAAACCAAAAAUAUGAGCCACAACAUAUUCUUAUGCGAUGAUGCACUCUAUUUUAUUGGGCUUAAGAUGUAAUUAUUUAAGUAAAUAUUUGAAUGACAAACACUAUAAAUAGAAACAUAUCGAACGGGAAAGGACGGAAUUACCUGACCAUGUGAGGGAAAGGAAAAGGGUGACAUGAGAAAAGAUGACAGGAUAGUCAAUGACUAUUUAUUAUUUAUUAACUUAUUUAUUUUGUUACUCUUUAAAGGCUGCCUUUUUACGUCUUUGAGCAACGUUAAGCCUUUUGGAUUAUUGCACUGAAUUAAUCGGCAUUAAGACUAAUUACUACCUAAUCUAUCGUUAUGAAUAUUUCACAACUUUUGCUGUUUUAGCAGCUCUUCACUAAAUGUUGAGUAGAAAAUGUUCCACGAUGCAGUCGGUCGGAAUUUCUAGCAGAAUGUGUUGAUUCUCACUUGGCUGUGUUAUAAAAGUCAAAAGCCCUUUUUUUUUUCCAUUUGUGUCUUAUCACUGUGAUUGUGUCUUUUGACACUUGGAUAACACGUGUGCGAUAACAUGUUGGAAAUAAAUGGAGAGAUUAAA
Molecule: messenger RNA, 1623 nt
Organism: Syngnathus typhle (broad-nosed pipefish)
Lineage: Eukaryota; Metazoa; Chordata; Actinopteri; Syngnathiformes; Syngnathidae
Gene: csdc2a
Product: cold shock domain containing C2, RNA binding a
Exons: 4
Coding region: 209-685 (158 amino acids)
Biological process (GO): regulation of mRNA stability
Cellular component (GO): cytoplasm
Molecular function (GO): mRNA 3'-UTR binding
Source: RefSeq, a predicted model, not a curated record